AGAAAAAAAGUCUGUGAGCUCGACGGAAUCAUUUCAUGAAAAUAUUAGGUUGAAAUGGAUAGAAAAAGGUCUAUAUUCUUCUCUUUGAAUGACCGGGCGUAUGGUUAUAGGCGACACACUAACUUACAGAGAAAUGUUUUAGGAAGUGAGUAUAUAAUCAAAAGAUUGAAAUGCGAGCAUUCGUUUAUCGGUCAUGAGGGAUGUGUCAACACUGUCGUAUGGAAUGAUUGUGGAGAUACCUUGCUGUCUGGUUCAGAUGAUUGUAAAUUGAAUAUCUACCAUCUCUCGUCUUCUAAGCCAGAGCUCACAAUUCAAAGUGGUCAUAACGCAAACAUCUUCAGUGCAAAAUUUAUCCCCUGUACUGGUGGUACGAAGAUUGCAUCAUGUUCUGGGGAUGGUAUUAUUCAAUACAACGAAAUAAAUACUAAUUCAUCUCAUGGAAUGAACCCAUUUCAUUGUCAUCGCUCAACAACAUAUGAGGUGAACACCACACCAGGAGAUCCAUCCACUUUUAUGUCAUGUGGUUCUGACGGCACAGUCCGUUUAUUUGAUCUUCGAAUUAAAACGAAGUGCCUGUGCAAUGGUUGCAAGGAGGAUGUGCUGAUAGAUUGUGGGAAACCAGUGACAUCAUUUUGCGUGAAUCCUGUUCAGCCAAACCAUGUUGCUAUUGGUUGUGAAAAGAGUUUGCUAAGAGUUUAUGAUCGAAGAUCACUGAGCACUGGUGAGGAAAACAACGAACAGGACAAACAGCGUGGUCUUCUGUAUCAGUUCAGACCAAGUGUUUUAAACAAAGAAGUGUGCAAAGUAACGUCAUUGAAAUAUAGUUCAGAUGGUCAAAAUCUACUCGCCAGUUAUUGCACAGACCAUGUCUAUCUCUUUGAUUCAAAUCCUAAAUCAAAAGAAUUUCAGUCCGAAAGUGAGGAUGAUCAGGAAGGAUCCUGCGCUGACACAGCCAAUGAAACAUCGUUGUCGCGGUUACGUCUGCGACUGCGCGGUGAUUUCUCCGACACUGGGCCGAACUCCCGACCGGAGGGCGAAGGCUCCGGCCUUACUCAGCCUAUUCGCGGGUACCUAUCAAGAUGGAUCCAGGAAUCUAGACGGAGAAGAUCUCCGCUGGAACAACAAAACGAGCCUUCAGCUGUGCCUGAAAAUAUCGAUGACAUCAUUGAGGAUGUGAAUGACGUCAGCGAAAAUGUCGAUGACGUCAGCGAAGAAAUAAAUGAUGUCACUGAUAAUGUUGAUGAUGUCAGUGGAAGUAUGAAUGACGUAAUAGAAAAUACAGAUGUUACGGAAAAUAUGAAUAAUAAUAUGGACACAAGUGAAACAUGCGUCGAACACGUGCGAGACCAGCAGGAAUCACGUGAUUUUAGUUGCGGCACAAGUACUCGUGGUGAAGACAAUCCUAAUAAUAGUGUUUCUGGAUCGCAAUUUGGUGAUCCAAGAGAAAUAACGACAAAAACUAGUAAAAUUGAAUCAAAUGUUGAUGAGAUAAAUAGGAGAACUAUAUCCUCGGAGAAUGAACCCUUGUUGGUCACGAAUCCCGGGGGAUCUCUGCCUGAUCAGACGAUGGACAAUGAGGUACAACGUUUGGAAAGAGACACUGAACGCUGUGACAGUUUGGGAUCGCAAUUGCCAGAGAUGGAUUGUGAGGGACAGAACCCAGGUGUCUCCAGAAAUACCUCAAGUAUUGAAAAAAUGGAUGAUGGUAUUCUUGAUACCUCGGCGAUUGUAUCCUCUGUAAAUGUUUCACCUUCAAUAGAUACUAGGGUAACUGCAACCUCGGAUACAGAUACCCGGGGAUCUGAGUCACCCACACUGAACUCUAAGUCUCCGGUUGCGGCAGUCGAGACAGAUCGUGAAGACACGGAGAACCACGGCGAACCUUCGAGUUCCAUCGACGAAAACUCGAGACGAGACGAAGCCGCUUCGACGAUUCAAAAUUUCUUUCGUUUUCGAGUCAAAAAAGACUUUAAAGAAAUUCCUUGCAAGGUUCCUCUUUAUUCUGAUGUGAAACAAGUUUUUAAAGGACACCGAAAUGUUCGCACAAUUAUCAAAGAAGCAAAUUUUUGGGGAGAUGAUUACAUAUUGAGUGGCAGUGAUUGUGGUCGAAUAUUCAUCUGGUCAAAAAAGACUUCUGAAGUGGUUAUGUUGUUGGAGGGUGAUCGUCGCAUUGUUAAUUGUGUCCAACCACAUCCUUUUCUACCCAUGUUAGCUACCAGUGGCAUUGACUAUGAUAUUAAACUCUGGACACCAACAGCUUUGAAUGUUUGUGAACUUGAAAAUACUGACGAGGUAAUCGCUCGCAAUGAGAGAAUGUUAAGUGAAGGUCGACACACGCUUAUUGUCCCAGCAGCGUUCAUGAUAAGAAUUCUGUCUUCUCUACGUCGAGUUCGGUCCCAAGCUGGGAACGAUGCGUCUUCGGAGUAAAAAACAGACGGGAUUAUUGAGGCGUAUGUAUCAAGUGUGUGUUGUGAAAUGUAUGCGAU
Messenger RNA from Dendronephthya gigantea, 2486 nucleotides. RefSeq names its product DDB1- and CUL4-associated factor 6-like. Gene Ontology annotation, biological process: positive regulation of transcription by RNA polymerase II. The record is from RefSeq and is a predicted model, not a curated record. Lineage: Eukaryota; Metazoa; Cnidaria; Anthozoa; Malacalcyonacea; Nephtheidae. Gene Ontology annotation, molecular function: protein binding. Gene Ontology annotation, cellular component: Cul4-RING E3 ubiquitin ligase complex; cytoplasm. The transcript has 12 exons. Bases 55 to 2427 code for a protein of 790 amino acids.